GUCGGUAGGACUACACUUCCCAGAAGGCCUUGCACGGGGGCGGAGACGGCAGGGAUGCGAUGGCCGAGUCGCUGCCCCUGGAGAUGCUCACACAUAUUCUGAGCUUUCUGCCUCUGUCAGAUCAGAAAGAGGCCUCCCUCGUGAGCCGGGCUUGGUACUGUGCAGCCCAGAAUGCCCUUCGGGAGACAAAUGUGCAGUACAACAUCCCCGUGUCCUCCGCCUCCCUCCCGGUCAUCAAGAGCCUGGGCCUCAGGGGCGUCACCUGCAUCAGCCUGACCAGCCUGGAUGGCUCGCCAGCUUCCCAACAGGUGCUGGAGUCUGUCGCCUACCACUUGGGCCCCCACCUGCAGAGUUUGUGCCUCAGUGGGGGCAGCCCCACAGAGGCCUCCUUUGUGGCCUUGAUCCUGGGCUGCCCAGCCCUGCGUAGCCUUGACCUCAGUGGCUGCCACAGCCUCUUCACAUCAGGCACGCUGCUCGCGCAGCCCGAGACGUCGCAGCGGGUCCGGCAGGUGUUGAGUGGCCUGUGUGAGCUCAACUUGGCUGGCCUGCGGGACCUGACCGACCUCAGUUUCAACAGGCUCAGCAGCUGUGCCCCCAACCUGGAGCGCCUCUCCUUGGCCUACUGUCACCUCACUUUUGAACUACGCCUAACCCGGGGCUCCUUUGGCUCCCCAGACUCCUCCCCCUCCCAGCUCUCCUUCCACAACCUGCUGCAAUUCGUGAAGGAGAGGGCUGGUAGGCUGCACGCCCUGGACCUGAGCGGCACUGGCUUGCUCCCCGAGGCCCUGAAGGCCCUGGGCGGGGUGGCCGGGCUGCAGCUGCAGGAGCUGAGGCUGCAUGGCUGCCAGGACCUCUCCACAGAGGCUGUGAUCGCCCUGUGCCGUCUGCAGUCGGGCCUGACCUCCCUGGACCUCAGCGGCUGCUCAGAACUGGCCGACGGCGCACUCCUGGCCAUUGGCCGGGGCCUGGGGCACCUGUGGUGCCUCCGCCUGAGGAAGCUGCAGCGGCUGACGGAUGCGGGAUGCACAGCGCUGGGGGGGCUGCGGGAACUGCGCAGCCUGGACCUGGCAGAGUGCUGUCUGGUGAGCGGGCAGGGCCUGGCCCAGGCCCUGGGUUCAGGGCACAGGGCUCCAGCCCCCUUGGCCUCCCUCAGCCUGGCCUACUGCUCCUCUCUCAAGGACGCCUCAGUGUUCUCCCUGAUCCCAGUGCUGGGCCUGAGCCUCAGAGUGCUAGACUUGUCCUCCUGUGUGGCCCUCACCAAUAGGACCCUUCAGGCCAUCUGCACCUGCCUAACUCACCUCUCUGUCCUGCGUCUGGCCUGGUGCACGGAGCUCCAAGACUGGGGUCUUCUGGGGCUGGGAGAACCAAGUGAGGAGCCUGCGCAGGAGCCCCAGGUGCAGCUACAUCAAGAGCUGGACCAUCAGGCCUCAGUCCCCAAGGACCCUUCUGCCCAGCCACAGGGCCCAUCGCUGCUCAUGCUGCGGGCCCUGCAGGAGUUGGACCUCACAGCCUGUAGCAAACUAACUGAUGCCAGUUUGGCCAAGGUGCUCCAGUUCCCCGAGCUGAGGCGGCUGUCCCUGAGCCUGUUGCCAGCACUCACAGACAAGGGCUUGGUGGCCGUGGCCAGGGGCUGCCCCAGCCUGGAACGCUUGGUGCUAAGUCAUUGCAGCCUCCUCAGCGAUGAGGGCUGGGCCCAAGCAGCCCGCUCCUGGCCCAGGCUGCAGCACCUCAACCUGGCCAGCUGCGGACAGCUCACGGAGCAAACCCUGGAUACCAUCGGGCAGGCAUGCAAGCAGCUCCGGAUGUUAGAUGUGGCCAUGUGCCCUCAUAUCAGCAUGGCUGCCGUCAGGCACCUCCAAGCCCAGCUGCCCCAGGCCUCUGGAAAUGCCAUUUCCUGCUCUCCUGGCCAGGCCUGGGUCUGGAGGCCAGGCCCCCAGGAUGCAUCAGGAGCUGCAGAGGAGACCUUGUGCCUCCUGCCCUGCCCACUUCUCACACCCAGGGCCUGCACCUCACCUCGUCUCGUCCCUUGUAAGAAGCUCACCCGGCCCCUACUAGCACCAAGCUUUAGAAGCCAAGCCACAGACUUUGUUGUAAACCCAAACAAAAUUAAAAAUUCCAGAUCUUACCUCCUUGUCUGAAGUUCUCAGACUACAGGGCCCCCUCCCACCAACCUUCGUUGAAGCAGCCCAGCCAAGCCCAGGGACAAUGUGGACAAACACCAGAGGCACUGAGGCACAUAGCCAAUUUCUUCCUUACACCUGACCCAAAGCCCCACAGGUACCCCCAGCAAGUCCCCAGCAACUUCCUGCCCAGUAUGGUGGGAGACUAGAAGCCUAGAGGCCUCCCCUGUCUGAGCCUUCAAGCAUGUCCCCCAGCCAGGCCCCAGGACCACACUUACACUUAGUAAGGC
Messenger RNA from Mustela lutreola (European mink), 2410 nucleotides. Its product is annotated as F-box/LRR-repeat protein 2-like. The transcript is spliced from 8 exons. The record is from RefSeq and is a predicted model, not a curated record. Bases 60 to 2138 code for a protein of 692 amino acids. Gene Ontology annotation, cellular component: SCF ubiquitin ligase complex. Gene Ontology annotation, biological process: SCF-dependent proteasomal ubiquitin-dependent protein catabolic process. Gene Ontology annotation, molecular function: protein binding. Lineage: Eukaryota; Metazoa; Chordata; Mammalia; Carnivora; Mustelidae.